This is a messenger RNA of Paramecium sonneborni, 869 nucleotides long. Lineage: Eukaryota; Ciliophora; Oligohymenophorea; Peniculida; Parameciidae. The record is from the annotation of a GenBank genome assembly.
AUUAAUUUAAAUAUUAUAGGAUGUCUGAUAGCGAAGAGAAUUCAACAAGUAGUCGUGAAAUUAACUUAGAAUUUAUAACAGUAAAUUGUGUGAUAAUUCUUUUUUAAUUAGGCCAAACUAUACGUUGAAUUGAUAGAUGUAAGAGAUCCCAUUUAAAAUUAUAUUGAAUACUUCCCAUAAUUUGAUUUGAGUAAAAUGUAAUAAGCAAAUGGAAUAAAUAUCUUCAAAUUGACAAGCAAACUUAAAGAAUUGGGAAUACAAUUAGAAGGACGCACAAUUUCUUAUUAUAGUUUUGAUUGCGAUAUGUAUAUAAAUUGCGGAUUGGAUCCUGUACAUUAUUCUUAUGUAAUGCCAUUAAAUGAAAUAAAAUAAACAAAUUAAUUACGGAUAAAAUGCAUACAGACAGGGGUUUCCCUUAUUCAUUUAGUGAUGUCAGAAGAAAUGAAUGAGAAAGUUAAUAAAAUGAAGGAGUAGGAAGGAAAUGAACAAUAAUAAUAAUAGUAACAUCAAGGAUAGGAGAACUAAAAGCAAUGUAGAAGAACGAAAGAAAGAAGAAUUGGAUACAUAAUUGAGAAAGUAGCAAAAUGGAGGGAAUAUUAUAAUGUAAUAAUUUUUAAUAUUGUAAGGGUAUUACAAUAGAUGGAGAGAGUAAGAGAUUUACACUUGAAGAAGCUGCUCAAAAAGUUAAUAUCUCUAAAAAGAGUUUAGAUGAUUAUUUACUAUAGAUUCGAUAUGGAAGGAAAUUCGGAUUUAAUUUUAAUGAACAUAAGAAUGAAAAAGUUGGAGUAUUAAGAGCAUUUGUCAAGAAGAAUAAUUCUUCAAAGAAGAAGAAGGUAAAACAAGAAUGAUUACCAAAUUUAAAAUAUCGA